Bactrocera latifrons is the source of this 2235-nucleotide messenger RNA. RefSeq lists its product as uncharacterized. Lineage: Eukaryota; Metazoa; Arthropoda; Insecta; Diptera; Tephritidae. Gene Ontology annotation, cellular component: Golgi membrane. Gene Ontology annotation, biological process: Golgi to plasma membrane protein transport; Golgi organization. The record is from RefSeq and is a predicted model, not a curated record. The transcript has 3 exons. Bases 291 to 1532 code for a protein of 413 amino acids.
GGCAAUAUUAGAAACAUAUUUAAUAUGGCGAUAUUGGUAACUGCAAGGCUGCUGCUGUGAAGUCGGUCUGUUGUCUACGUAAUUGUACCCCAGUCUGUUUUAAUAUGUGGCAGAUGCUGUCGUCUGCCUCCUUCAUUGUGUUUAAUGGAUUAGUUGUGAUGGCUACGCAAUUCGGUAUUCACAAGCAAAACAUAUCUAGCCACAACGGUUUUUAAAUGUAUAUAGCAAGCAAGUAAUUUUUUUAUUGAAAUCGCUAUACACAAUAUACUUCGUAUAUUUUUGAAAGCGAAAUGGAAAUUUCAAAUGGCGUUUUGGAGCGACUCAGAACCAGUGGCGACGGAAUGGAAGAACAAACUAAUACGUGUAAGGAAGCAAAUGUCAAAUUCCGUUAUGCCGUUCGUCGACCAACUAGUGCUACCAUACAAGAAAAUGUUCAUAAAUCCACAAAUAACAGUUCAACAUGCCUAAACGACCAACUCCUACAUUCUGGUCUGCAAACACUUUAUCGCCGAUACGAAGGACCAUGUAGUCUUGCACCAGUGUUACCAGGAGGUAAAUUGAUUCAAAUGAUUCCUCAUUUAGUCAAAUCAGCCAAAACCAAGGGUACACAUACGAAAAAUAAACCUCCAAAAUUUAUACCAUAUGAGCCAUAUACAGGCGCAACAAGUUCCAUCGUAUCUACUCCACGCCCAAAAACAGCGAUGAAAAAUAAAAACAAUUUAGAUAUUGGAGUACUUGUAAGUCAAAUGUCAACAAUGCGUUCCAAAGAAUUAGGCGAUAAGAACAGCGAGGAAUAUUGUGGUAAUAGUUCUUUGGAUGUUAAAUUUGAGAAACUAAGAGAAGAACUCAGAAAAAUUACGGAGGAACGAGAUUAUUACCAAGGACAAUUUAGAUUUCAAACCCAAGUUAAUUCUGAAUUAAAAAAUUUGUUAGUAGCAUCUGUAGGCGAAGAUAUGCAGUCACAUGUUAAUGUGCUCACAGAAGACAAACUUCAGUUGGCACGCGCGUUGUUAGAUACCGCGAAAAAUUUAACAACACAUACGGAGCAAAUUGAGUUUCUUGCGAGCCAGUGUGAAGUGUGGCGUUCCAAAUUUCUUGCUAGUAGCGUUAUGGUAGAAGAACUAGCGCGAUGGAAAGCUGAUCUAAUACAGAAGAACCAAAUACUUGAAGAAUCCACUAAGCGAUUACUCCACGCAACACAUCAAAUCCGAGAAAUGCAGUUAGAAAUCUUAAAAAAUUUAAAAUUUGUUGCAAAGAUACGUUAUCUAAACCUUCCAAGUACUGAUGUAAUUAACCUUAGUGCCGAAAAUUUAAAUAUCGUACAUCAAAUGGUACUGCACUCUGGCGUUGGAAUUCCCGAAGGUGACAUAGAUAUUUUGAGCACUAGUAAAAAUCCUCUUUGUGAUGCUGAAAAAUAUGCAGUAAAGUCUUUACAAUUCAUUAGUCAGCCUUUAAUGGCUACGGAUGAAGCGAUAAAAGCUCUUUUUGGACAAGUCCAGCGACCAUAUAGUGGAAUAAAUACACCUAGUUAAUUGUUUAUUAAUAAUUAAUAAACAGUUCCCACGACAGCCGGUUCUACGUACCGGAAUAUUCCUCAAUCUCAUAGAUUUUGUAUGGCACAUACUUAAAUAACAUACUUAAAUUCAAGUUUAACAUCGCGAUGAAAAUGUUUUUAACCUAUCUUCAAAUUUCAUUGACAUGCGAUAUUUAAUGCUUGAAUAUAGUAUUUUUAAUAAAUUAGUUCAUUCUGCAUUUAAUUUCAUUUGUACUAAAUUUGGAAUUAAGUUCCAUGAUGAUCGGUUACGUGAUUUCGGUGUGAAGUAACAAAAACAUGUAUGUGCUUACAUUCUCAUUUGUAAUAUUCGUAUGGAUAUACAUAUGUAUAUAUUUUAUACUCUAGUAAUAUGUUGCUACAGAGUACAGCAGAACAAGCGAAAAACUAAAGAAAUCUGUUAAUCCAGAAUUAAGAACAGAAAUAUUUUAAUGGAAAUAAAGAAAAAAUAUUGACAUAACUACAUAAUUAUUCGUCGCUACUUGAUAAUAAGCGCAAUUGUUUGCUACGAACUGAACAAGUCGGUAUCAUCACUGGAGAUAUCCAAAUUAUCCGAUGGUAACUUUCGACAGAUUUCGGUAUUUCAUUCCCAUUUUUCCAAAAUCCUUGCCCUAUCCUAAUCCUAAUUGAUAGCACGAACAUUUGAUAAAAUAUUACGAGGUAAUAAACUUUUAACACUUUAA